Messenger RNA from Gavialis gangeticus (Gharial), 2850 nucleotides. RefSeq names its product sphingosine-1-phosphate receptor 2 (gene S1PR2). Gene Ontology annotation, molecular function: sphingosine-1-phosphate receptor activity. The record is from RefSeq and is a predicted model, not a curated record. NCBI's taxonomy places the organism in Eukaryota, Metazoa, Chordata, Crocodylia, Gavialidae. Gene Ontology annotation, biological process: sphingosine-1-phosphate receptor signaling pathway. Gene Ontology annotation, cellular component: membrane. Bases 148 to 1203 code for a protein of 351 amino acids. The transcript has 2 exons.
AGAGAUGGGGUGGGGGAAAGGGGGAGCCCCUUCCUUCCUUCUGCAUGCAGCCUCUCACCUCUGCCUCUUCCCACAGGUCACCACCUGUCUGGUCCCUGCCCUGCCCUGCCCCGCUGUCUGCAUGGGCACCGUGGGGCUGGGGCAGGCAUGGGCAGCCCCUACACAGCCUACUGGGACCCACUGACAGUGCAGGAGCACUACAACUACACGCGAGGGGCGGAUGAGCGGCGCGGCUCACCGCUCUCAGACCCUGUGUCAGUGCUCAUCGUAAUCGUGUGCAGCCUGGUGGUGGUGGAGAACCUGCUAGUGCUGGUGGCUGUGUGGCGCAACCAGAAGCUGCACUCAGCCAUGUAUGUCUUCCUGGGUAACUUGGCAGCCUCGGACCUGCUGGCGGGCGUCGCUUUCUUGGCCAACACUCUGCUGUCCGGGAAGCACACCCUGGUACUGACACCAGUCACCUGGUUCAUACGCGAGGGCUCGGCCUUUGCGGCAUUGGCUGCCUCUGUCUUCAGCCUGUUGGCCAUCGCCAUCGAGCGGCAUGUGGCCCUGGCACAGGUGAAGCCCUACCGUCGUGGCGGAGGUGGCCGCAUGGUCCUGCUCAUCAGUGCCUGCUGGGUCGUGGCACUGGCCGUGGCCGGGCUGCCGGCGCUGGGCUGGAACUGCUUGGGGCGGCUGCAGGCCUGCUCCAUUGUGCUGCCGCUGUAUGCCAAAGACUAUGUGGUGUUCGUGGUCAGUGUCUUCACAGUCAUUCUGGGCACCAUUGUAGCGAUCUAUGCCCACAUCUACUGUGUGGCCCGGUCCAGCCACGCUGAGCGGGCUGGUGCCCAGAGCCUGGUACUACUCAAGACAGUCACCAUCGUGCUGGGCGCCUUCAUCAUCUGCUGGCUGCCUGCCUUUGUAGUGCUGCUCCUGGAUGCUGCCUGUGGGCGCUUUGCCUGCCCCGUGCUGGCCCAGGCCAGCUACUUCUUUGCCUUUGCCACCCUCAACUCAGCUGUGAACCCACUUAUCUACACGCUGCGCAGCCGUGACAUGCGCCGUGAGAUCCUGCGCCUGCUGUGCUGCUGGGGGAUGCUGGGCCGCGGCCACCGUGCCCAGCACUGCCGCCAGCCCCUGCGUAGCUCCAGCUCCCCUGAGCCCUGCACCCACAAGCAUGACUUGCCUACGGCGCCCAUCAUGACAACAGCCUGUGCCACCUCUGUCUGAGCCCCCACCAUGGGCAAUGAGGUAGCUGGGCAUCCGGAUCUGGACAGGGCUGAGCCCCUGCUCUCCAGCUGCAGUCUGGGCACACCACAGCCUCUGUCUGUCUGUCUGCCUGUCCAGCCAGUCUGGGGCCAUAGCACAAGGGGCAUGGCCAUCCUUAUUCACCACAGAGCCCCCAGGGCAGAGCAGACAUCUGGGUUGGGAGAGGACCACCCCCCCCCCAGCAUGGUCUCCACUCCCCAGGCAGGACUGUCUGCCUUGGCUUGAUCGGCACUCCCAGGCCUUGGCUGGGCAUGCUGCAGCCUCAGUCUGUCCAUCCAUCCAUACAGCAGCAGGUGCCACUGUCCCUAGUCUCAGGACCCCGCUGGAAUUGCAGGGGUGGCAGUGGGGCAUAGACUGUCCAUGUAUCUGUCUGCAGCUGCCUCCCCGGCUCUCCUGGCAGCCUCUGAGCCAUGGGGGAGCAGCACGAGUGAGUGUGUGAGUGUCUGUGUAUGAGUGUGUCUGUCUGUCUCCCACGCCUGCCCUGAGGCUGGCGCCUCCCUCCGGAGCUGACAGACCGGUCUGGGGAAGCUGUACCCCUGCUGGCGACGCCUGGCACCUGCAGUGCAGGGAGCGGGGCCCAAGCCCCGGCUGUUGGGGGCUGUGUUGACUGCAGCAGAGGGGUCCCUGAGGGGGCUGGGCCUGGGCCUGGUAGGGGAGAAGGGGGGCAGGCUGCCUGACCCUGUCCCCCAUUCGGCAGCAGCUGCUAGUGUGAAUCAUGGGCUGACAUGCCUGGGCGGGGGCAGCCACGUGGUGAAUGGGAAUGAGCUGCAAGCGUGGGAACGGAUUUGGCCCAGCCCGUGGAGUAGACUGGGGUUAAGUCAGCUGCCCCCAGAAGGUGGCACAUGCCACAGCCUGGCAUGCCCUGUGUCCCCCUGUCUCUGCCAGCUGCAUGCACUGGCCUGGACACUGCGAGCCAGGUCACAGGAAGCUCCCAGGAGCUAUGGGGUCAAGUGUACAGGCAGGGAGCACAUGGCGGGGUGCACACUGUGGGAGCACUACAUAUUGCAUGUGCUUAUAGCGUAUGUGCAUGUCCCAGUGCUGCAUGUGGAGUGUGUGUGCAUGGUGUGUGCGCAUGUUCCAGUGCAUGUUGGGUGCAUGUACAUGCCCCCAGUGUGUGAGGUGCAUAUAGGGUGUGUCCAUGAUGUGUGUGUGCCCCCCAGUGUGUUUGGCUGGAUGUGUGCAUAGCAUAUGCACAUGCCCCGAGUGCAUAGGAUGUGUGGGAGGGAGCUGCAUGUACCUUGUCCCUUCUCCAGCUCCUUGUCUCUUCCUGGCCCCAUGCCUUGGCUUCCCUCAGCCUCCCUUAGUCCUCGGGGCCCAUUUUGUUGUUCACCGGGUGUUGGCUGUGCCUUCUGGCACCUAGUGGCCCCUAAUCCUGCUGCUGCCAGCCCUAGGGGAAUCUGGCAGACCUCAGUGCUGCAGCCAGGUACCCAGGCUUGGGAGGGCAGGGUUGGCUCUGCAGUAUGGUACAGUCAGAGUGGGAGGAACCGGGGGAUCCUUGCGGCUGCCCCCGCUCCCAAUCCUGAGGAAACACUAUGGAGCCACAACCCUGCCCCCUCACUACCCAUGUACGAGUGGCCACCACCGACUAUUAAAACAAAGUUUCCGCCA